Molecule: messenger RNA, 2320 nt
Organism: Eupeodes corollae
Lineage: Eukaryota; Metazoa; Arthropoda; Insecta; Diptera; Syrphidae
Product: heat shock protein 68-like
Exons: 2
Coding region: 146-2083 (645 amino acids)
Biological process (GO): cellular response to unfolded protein; protein refolding
Cellular component (GO): cytoplasm
Molecular function (GO): misfolded protein binding; heat shock protein binding; ATP binding
Source: RefSeq, a predicted model, not a curated record
UUCAUAUUGAAAUUGAAAAUUGCGAAGUGUAACAAAAAGUAACGAACUUUUGUGAGUGAACAUUUUUCAAAGUGGUUAAAAAGUUAAAAGUUUAAUUAAAUUCAGUAAAACAAAAGCAAGAAAAUAAGAAGUAUAAACAAAAAAGAUGCCAGCAAUCGGAAUUGAUUUGGGAACUACCUACUCCUGUGUCGGAGUGUUCCAGCACGGAAAGGUAGAAAUCAUCGCAAACGACCAGGGCAACCGAACAACCCCCAGCUAUGUGGCGUUCACAGACUCAGAACGACUCAUCGGUGAUGCGGCCAAGAACCAGGUUGCCAUGAACCCCAAAAACACAGUGUUCGAUGCAAAGAGGUUGAUUGGACGAAAGUUUGACGACCAAAAGAUCCAGGACGACAUGAAACACUGGCCAUUCAAAGUCGUGAGUGACUGUGGAAAACCAAAGAUUAGUGUGGAGUUCAAGGGGGAGCAAAAGUCAUUCGCUCCAGAGGAAAUUAGCUCAAUGGUUCUGACAAAGAUGAAGGAGACUGCUGAGGCCUACUUGGGCCAGACACUCAGAGAUGCAGUUAUCACAGUUCCAGCCUAUUUCAAUGACUCACAGCGGCAAGCAACCAAAGACGCUGGAGCCAUUGCUGGGUUGAAUGUGCUCAGGAUCAUAAACGAACCUACAGCAGCAGCCUUGGCUUAUGGUUUGGACAAAAAUCUGUCUGGUGAACGAAAUGUACUGAUAUUCGAUUUGGGAGGUGGCACCUUUGAUGUGUCCAUACUGACCAUCGAUGAGGGGUCGCUGUUCGAAGUAAGGUCGACGGCUGGUGAUACACAUUUGGGAGGUGAAGACUUCGACAACCGAUUGGUGAAUCACUUCUCAGAAGAAUUCAAACGCAAAUAUAAGAAGGAUCUGAAGUCGAACCCUCGAGCUCUUCGACGCUUGAGAACAGCAGCAGAAAGAGCCAAGCGCACACUCUCAUCUAGCACUGAAGCCACCCUUGAAAUUGAUGCUCUAUACGAAGGAAUCGACUUCUACACAAAGAUCAGUCGAGCCCGUUUUGAGGAGUUGUGUUCGGAUCUAUUCCGGUCGACUCUAGACCCCGUGGAGAAAGCCUUGAAGGAUGCUAAAAUGGAUAAGGGCCAAAUACACGACAUCGUUUUGGUUGGAGGAUCAACGAGGAUUCCAAAAGUGCAGAAUCUCCUUCAGUCGUUCUUCAAUGGAAAAACACUAAAUCUGUCGAUCAAUCCUGAUGAGGCAGUUGCCUAUGGAGCAGCCAUUCAAGCAGCAAUCCUGAGUGGUGACAAGAGUAGUGAAAUUCAGGAUGUGCUUCUAGUCGAUGUGGCUCCCUUGUCUCUUGGAAUCGAAACAGCCGGAGGUGUGAUGACUAAACUAAUUGAACGCAACUCAAGGAUUCCGUGCAAACAGUCGAAGACAUUUACUACUUAUGCCGAUAACCAGCCAGCGGUGACCAUCCAGGUGUUCGAGGGAGAAAGGGCGCUCACCAAAGACAACAAUCUUUUGGGAACAUUCAAUUUAACUGGCAUUCCACCAGCACCUCGCGGUGUUCCAAAGAUCGAUGUUACCUUCGAUUUGGACGCUAAUGGAAUCUUAAACGUUGCUGCCAAGGAGAUGGGUUCUGGCGCAGCGAAGAACAUCACAAUCAAAAACGACAAGGGUCGACUAUCACAAGCCGAAAUCGACCGAAUGGUGUCUGAAGCGGAGAAGUACCAGGAAGAGGACGAAAAACAUCGCCAACGCAUCGCCGCUCGCAACAGCUUAGAAGGAUACGUGUUCAAUGUGAAACAAGCAGUUGAACAGGCCGGCAACAAGCUGGAACAGUCUGACAAAGAUAGAGCCUUGGAAUGCUGCACUGAAACGAUCAAAUGGUUAGACAACAACACCACAGCCGAGAAGGAAGAAUUCGAGCAUAAGAUGGAAGAAGCAACAAGAAUCUGCAGUCCAAUUAUGACCAAAAUACACACAGGAGCUGCAGGUGGAGCUGGAGGUUGUGGAGGUCAGCAAUCAGCUAACUUUAAACAACAGGCAAAUGGCUUUGGCAACGGCUACAGUGGCCCAACAGUAGAAGAAGUCGAUUAAAUCUAGUCUCUUGUUAUUAAAUGUAAACAUUUUAAAACUGCUUUUUAUUAAGUAUUCCCAUUGUUCAUAAAUAAUUGCCAAAUAGUUGAAGAAAGUCCCGACCGGGUUCCAAUUCAAGACUUAAAAAUUGUUACUUUAGUUUUAUGUUAGUUAAGGUUUAUUUAUUUGUAAGAAAAAAGUAUUAUAAAUUGUUUAAAUAGACUGAAAAUGUUAUUAUGCACUUAUUAUAAUAAAAUA